This is a messenger RNA of Vitis riparia (riverbank grape), 1202 nucleotides long. Its product is annotated as 60S ribosomal protein L5-like. Gene Ontology annotation, cellular component: cytosolic large ribosomal subunit; ribosome. The record is from RefSeq and is a predicted model, not a curated record. The transcript is spliced from 9 exons. Gene Ontology annotation, molecular function: structural constituent of ribosome; 5S rRNA binding. NCBI's taxonomy places the organism in Eukaryota, Viridiplantae, Streptophyta, Magnoliopsida, Vitales, Vitaceae. The coding region runs from base 80 to 985 and encodes 301 amino acids. Gene Ontology annotation, biological process: ribosomal large subunit assembly; translation.
CAUCUAUAAAAGCCCGUAGGGUUUAGAGUUUCAUAGAUUCAGCUCCGUUCUUCUGUGUCUGCUCCAGAGACCACCGCCAAUGGCUUUUGUUAAAGCACAAAAGACAAGGGCUUACUCUAAGCGGUUUCAAGUUAAGUUCAAGAGAAGGCGAGCGGGCAAGACAGACUAUCGUGCCAGGAUCCGCCUGAUCAAUCAAGACAAGAAUAAGUACAACACUCCAAAAUAUCGAUUUGUCGUGCGAUUUACGAACAAGGAUAUAACUGCACAAAUUAUAUCUGCUAGUAUUGCUGGUGAUAUGGUUCUUGCAGCGGCCUAUUCCCAUGAACUGCCUCACUAUGGGCUUGAAGUGGGUCUUACAAAUUACGCGGCAGCUUAUUGUACUGGACUUCUCCUGGCUCGCCGAGUUUUGAAAAUGCUUGAGAUGGAUGAGGAAUAUCAGGGAAAUGUUGAGGCAACUGGUGAGGAUUUUUCUGUUGAACCAACAGAGACCAGAAGGCCUUUCCGUGCUCUUCUUGAUGUUGGUCUUGUAAGAACAACAACUGGAAAUCGUGUUUUUGGUGCUCUCAAGGGAGCAUUGGAUGGUGGACUUGAUAUUCCUCACAGUGACAAGAGGUUUGCUGGAUUCAGCAGGGAUGGUAAGCAACUUGAUGCUGAUGUUCACCGCAAGUAUAUCUUUGGUGGCCAUGUUGCUGCAUAUAUGACGACUUUAAUGGAAGACGAGCCAGAGAAGUAUCAGUCUCACUUUAGUGAGUACAUAAAGAGAGGUAUUGAACCUGAUGGCAUAGAGGAGAUGUACAAAAAGGUCCAUGCUUCCAUACGAGCUGAUCCCACCCCAAAGAAAUCUGAGAAGGAGCCUCCAAAGGUGCAUAAGAGGCACAACUUGAAGAAACUGACAUAUGAGGAAAGGAAGGCUAAGUUGAUAGAGAGGUUGAAUGCACUGAACUCUGCGGCUGGGGCUGAUGACGAUGAUGAAGAUGAUGAGUGAACUGGACACUUGAGAACCUUAAUUUUGCCUGUUUAAUUUGAAUGAGCACUAGUUGAUGUUAGAUGGGCAAUACCUAGUAUUUUCCCUUUUAAUAGUACUCCUAAGGACAAAUCCAAUCCUACCAAGUUUGAAGCUUAUAAAGUUUAUAAGAAUGUUAAGUAAUCUCAUGGUGAUCAAAUUUGGCCUGUGUGUUAUUAUGGGUUUCUUUUGAUGAGCA